AUGCCCGAUCCCCUCCCAGCAUCGGGGUCCAAGCGGCCCUCACCCGCGGAUGUUAGUAGUGUGGGCAAGAAGAAGCGGAAACAGCGCAAGACCUUUGCGUGCGCAGAAUGCCGGCGGCUCAAGAUGAAGUGUGAUAGGCAGGGUAUGGGCGGACAUGACUUUGAACUGAUGACAGUUCCUUGUUCACAAUGCGUUAGGCGCAAGUGCGCCGCGCUAUGCUCGGAUGGCGCUCAGACCGACGGACUGCAAUUGCUCUCGGAGGCGUCUAAGCGCCACCGCAGCGAGGGCGCACCUGUCAUCUCACCACCAGCCUCACCACGUGUGCGAGUUGAGUCAACACCACCAGUACGCGCUGCAACCCCUGCAUCACCGCUCGCCACGACCUCGACCAUACCGCGCAAUGAUACACAUCCCUCGCUCAUCGCCACCGCCGCCAUGCCCGAGACCGUUCCCCUCACGGCAGCACUGUCAGGUCUCGCCCAGCCGUCCACGUCGCCCAGCUUUCCCUUCCUUGACCCAACGUCCUGGCCAAGCGUCGAGUCUGGGACAAGCCAGCCUUCAGUCCCCUCGCAUGUUGAGGAAGGUGGCUCGGGAACGCUGGUCAUGGCCAACGGCGGCCGGUCCAAGUAUCUCGGCCCCAACGCCGCAAGCGAGUGGCUCCGCGACCAAGAGACGCGCGAGCUGGACGACCUGCCUCCGCCAUCUCGUGUGCCUUCCCCGAAGGACAUGCCGAUCGUGCUCAACCCGUCGUUCCCCUUCGCAGCCGCUGCACCGACCACGAUGGCAUACCUCUUGUCCAGACUACCACCGCGUGAGGAGGCCAAGGCCUUCACCGACUCCUAUUACCGCUACUUCGCCUGGCAAUACGACGUCGUCCCGCGGCAGUACUAUGAGCCCAUCUUUGAGCGGGUGUACGCGAGCCUCGAGAGCAACAUAGAGGCUGCCAGCCCACAGGAGCUCGCGCUGCUGUACAUCGUCUUCGCGAUGGGUGCACUGUAUAGCCUCGAGCUCCCACCUAACGACCCUGUCGCGACCGAGUACCAUGGCCUCUCCAAGGCGUCCUUGGUCAAGGGCAACUUUCUCGUCAACACGGCCAUGUCGGGUGUGCAGACACUUCACAUCAUGGCCCACUUCCAUCUGGAAACGGAGGAGGGCAGGAAUGGCGACCCUGCUUGGCCGCUGUGGGGUAUGGCCAUGCGACUUGCGCAGGCUAUGGGGUUGCAUCGUGACGGAGAGUCGUGGGGCCUGCCACCAGAGGUCAUCGAGGAAAGGCGGCAUGUGUUCUGGGAAUCAAAUGCGGCCGAUAUCUUCCAGGCCAACAACUUCUGUCGACCAUGCUCCAUCUCCCCUGACUAUGUUGACACGAAGCUCCCCAAGGAGAAGAGCUCAGUGGCCGUGGACGGACGAGGAUACUUCACGCUCAAGUGGGAGCUGGCAGUGCUUUGCGGACAAGUACUCGACCUCAGCAUGAAGAUCCAUAAGCCCCUUGACUCAGGGAUCCCAGACCUCCAUCGCCGACUAACUGAGUUUGAGAGCAGCAUCCCGUACCCAUUGCGCUGUCGUUCGGCCUUGCUCGCACUGCCAUCCCGAUAUGCGGACUCGGAAUCAGCCAUCCGCGACAGUCCCGAGGUGCACCGCCGUGACAUCCACCGCACAUUCCAGCAAUGUACGCUCGCUGUUAACGUCUCCGAGUCCUUCUUGUUCCUCCAUCGUCCAAACUUUGUCAAGAUCCUUCGCGAACAGAAUGAUGACCCGACCAAGUCGGCCUACGCGCAGUCGUUCUUCUCCAUCCUGGAGCGGUGCAACGUCAUGAUCGUGGUUGCGGCGACCGUGCACAGCCUUUUCCCCGCCAUCGCCGUCCGGCAUUGGUUUUUCUGGCACCACACCUUCAACUCCGCUGUGACGAUGGGCACACUCAUCAUCCGCAACCCGCAGAACACGCUCGCACCGUAUGCCCUUACCCUCAUCGACUCGACCAUCUUGCUCCUGUCUCGCGUCAUCGUUUCCUGGCCAUCGCCCCGUAUGGCCAAGAAUCUCAAGUGGCUACACCGUCUCCGCGGCCGUGCGGCCGCAAAGCUGUCAGCCGUUGCCCCCAACCCGAACCCAAUCCCCACAGGCACUGAAAGUGGUUCAACCUCGGACGAUGAGGAUGUAGAGCUCGUCGGCUGGUGUACGCGCCUCGUGCAGCGCGGCGCGACUGGCUCGCAGACAGUACGCACGAUCCUCUCAAAGUCGGCGCCGUCGCCCAACGUCUUCUCGUCACCCAACACCGAGCUCAGCUCGCUCCUCGACGCCGUCAUCCGGAACGCCAACGCAGAAAAAACCGACGCCGGGGUGUCAGGAUCGGGGCUGCCCAUGCCCUCGCCAAGUCAGACGGACCCAAACACGGACAUCUUGCUACACGAGUUCUGGGACCCUAUGCUCAUGAUGGUCCCAUCCGACAAUCUAGGCAUUCCCUCUGGUGUGACUUCGACCUGGUGGGAGUUUGACACCGGAGCCGGCCCACUACCCGAACCCGAACAAAGCGGUUGA
Cutaneotrichosporon cavernicola is the source of this 2532-nucleotide messenger RNA. RefSeq lists its product as uncharacterized. Bases 1 to 2532 code for a protein of 843 amino acids. The transcript has 16 exons. Gene Ontology annotation, molecular function: DNA binding; zinc ion binding; DNA-binding transcription factor activity, RNA polymerase II-specific. Gene Ontology annotation, biological process: regulation of DNA-templated transcription; DNA-templated transcription. Lineage: Eukaryota; Fungi; Basidiomycota; Tremellomycetes; Trichosporonales; Trichosporonaceae. The record is from RefSeq and is a predicted model, not a curated record.